Messenger RNA from Echinops telfairi (small Madagascar hedgehog), 3620 nucleotides. It is a transcript of the gene APBA2, whose product is annotated as amyloid beta precursor protein binding family A member 2. The record is from RefSeq and is a predicted model, not a curated record. NCBI's taxonomy places the organism in Eukaryota, Metazoa, Chordata, Mammalia, Afrosoricida, Tenrecidae. The transcript is spliced from 13 exons. Bases 156 to 2423 code for a protein of 755 amino acids. Gene Ontology annotation, molecular function: amyloid-beta binding; protein binding. Gene Ontology annotation, cellular component: dendritic spine; plasma membrane; cytoplasm. Gene Ontology annotation, biological process: chemical synaptic transmission.
GGUGCGGCGCGGCCGCGGCGGCAGGCACAGCAGCCGCGGUGGCCCCCCCUGGGCCUUCCAGACCCGGAGCGGCGGCCGGGGUCGCUUUCGCACCGGCGCUCCCCGCUACCGAGCAGGGCCUCCCACUGAGGAUGGUGACCGCAUGAGUGCCUGUCAUGACCAGCCGCAGGCGCCAGACCACCAUGAGCAACAUGCUGGACCACAGGGCGAGGCCAGGUUCCACAGCAUCUCACAACCUAGAGCCGGAGAGUGAAGAGGGAGACCUGCCCCUGGAAGAAUAUGAGCCUGCGGGACUGGAGCUGGCCACUCUCCGGCCUGAAAGCCCCCCGCCUGUGGAGCAGGUUUGUACUGACCACAGCCCUGAUGGGGACUCAAGCUCCGACUAUGUCAACAACACCUCUGAGGAGGAGGAGUAUGAUGAGGGCCUCCCAGAGGAGGAGGAGGGAAUCACCUACUAUAUCCGCUAUUGCCCCGAGGAUGACAGCUACCUGGAAGGCAUGGACUGCAAUGGGGAGGAAUACCGAGCCCACAGGGCCUCCCAUGUGGAGACGGAUGAGUGCCAGGAGGCACUGGAGGAGUGGACAGAUGCAGCGGGCUUGCACCCUCCUGGUCCCAGGGCUGACAGCAGCCAAGAUGACCAGGAUGGCCACCUACCUGUCCCUGAGCACGAGACCUCAACGCUGGAGACCCACAGCCAGGAGGAAAGCAUCCAUUACUGUCCUGGUGGAGAGGGUUACCAGGACUACUACCCGGCAGAGGCCAAUGGGAAUGCAUGUGGGGGCUCCCCCUACCUCCUAAGGCGGGUAGGUGGCGACUUGGAAGACCAGGAGGAGGAUAUCGACCAAAUUGUGGCUGAGAUUAAGAUGAGCUUGAGUAUGACCAGCAUCACUAGUGCAGGAGAGGCCAGCCCAGAGCACACCAAUGUGCAGGCCCCUGAACUUGAGCCUGGAAAUCCCACACAUGCCUCCCCACCUGAGAAGGACAGCCAUGGCCCCAGCAGACAUGAAAGCCGACCCAAGUCAUUGAACCUCCCCAUGGAAGCUAAGAACCAUGGAGACUCUCAGAGAGGCUUCAAGACUAAGAUCAGGACACCGGAGGAGAAGCCAAAGUGGCCCCAAGAGCAGGUUUGCAAUGGUUUGGAGCAAUCAAGGAAACAACAACGUUCUGAUCUCAAUGGACCCACUGACAAUAACAACAUUCCAGAGACAAAGAAAGUGGCAUCAUUUCCAAGCUUUGUGGCUGUUCCAGGGCCCUGUGAGCCUGAGGACCUCAUUGAUGGGAUCAUCUUUGCUGCUAACUACCUGGGCUCCACUCAGCUGCUAUCAGAGAGGAACCCAUCCAAGAACAUCAGGAUGAUGCAGGCACAGGAGGCUGUCAGCCGUGUCAAGAGGGUGCAGAAGGCUGCUAGAAUCAAGAAGAAAGCGAAUUCUGAGGGGGAUGCUCAGAUGAUGACUGAAGUGGACCUUUUCAUCUCCACCCAGAGGAUUAAGGUUCUAAAUGCAGACACCCAGGAAACAAUGAUGGACCAUGCUUUGCGGACCAUCUCCUACAUCGCUGACAUUGGGAACAUCGUUGUGUUGAUGGCCAGGCGCCGAAUGCCACGGUCAGCCUCACAAGACUGCAUUGAGACCACACCUGGGGCCCAGGAGGGGAAGAAGCAGUACAAGAUGAUCUGCCAUGUGUUUGAGUCAGAGGACGCCCAGCUCAUUGCCCAGUCCAUCGGCCAGGCCUUCAGCGUGGCCUACCAAGAGUUCCUUCGGGCCAAUGGCAUCAACCCCGAGGACCUGAGCCAGAAAGAAUACAGUGACAUCAUCAAUACCCAGGAGAUGUACAACGAUGACCUCAUUCACUUCUCAAACUCGGAGAACUGCAAGGAGCUGCUGCUGGAGAAGCAUAAGGGCGAGCUCCUUGGCGUGGUGGUUGUGGAGUCAGGCUGGGGCUCCAUCCUGCCCACGGUUAUUCUGGCGAACAUGAUGAACGGUGGCCCAGCCGCACGAUCAGGGAAGCUGAGCAUUGGGGACCAGAUCAUGUCCAUCAAUGGCACCAGCCUGGUGGGGCUGCCCCUUGCCACCUGCCAGGGCAUCAUCAAGGGCCUGAAGAACCAGACUCAAGUAAAGCUCAACAUUGUUAGUUGCCCUCCAGUCACGACAGUCCUCAUCAAGCGGCCAGACCUCAAGUACCAGCUGGGCUUUAGUGUACAGAAUGGAAUCAUUUGCAGCCUUAUGAGGGGGGGCAUCGCAGAGCGAGGUGGUGUCCGAGUUGGCCAUCGCAUCAUCGAGAUCAAUGGACAGAGUGUUGUGGCCACAGCCCACGAGAAGAUAGUCCAAGCCUUGUCCAACUCUGUUGGAGAGAUCCACAUGAAGACAAUGCCUGCUGCCAUGUUCCGGCUUCUCACAGGACAGGAGACCCCUCUCUACAUCUAGGCCACAGCUUCCCGGAAGGAGGCUCACAGCCAGGUCUAGAAGUGCUGGCUUCUUGUCGACAACCGGAUGCCAGGACAACCGGAUGCCAACCGUGAGCCACAGCCUAGAAGGACCGCCAAGGACUGUCAUCCCUGAGGCUGUGCCUCCAUCUUCUUUUUUUUUUUUUCAAGAAGGGGUAUGUCUCUUUCAAAGGAGGGUCACAGAAACAAUGCCUUUGUAAAACAUUAAGUAUUUUGCCACAUAGGAACUGUUUCUUCAUAGCAAACUGACGAGGGUGUUGUGUGCACUCUGUGUGGUGUAGCGUGUGUGUCUUUCCUCUUUGAAGCUAUAGUGAGUGUGUGUCUGACAGAUGUAGGUGAGGACAUGGGGCCACUGGAAAGCCCAUGACUGGCCCUUCUGCCCCUCCCGCUGAUCCUCCAGGGGCCCCCAACUGUCCUAGGUAGGUAGAUCUUGACACCUUGACAGUACACCCUCCAGAGUUAUAAUUAAAGUUUGGGAACAUGUGACUGGUUGUCAUUAUUUAAUAAGAAAGAAGGUGUUCCUGAGUUAAAUAAAGAACGAUGACAACAUUAAACUCCAGGUUUAUUUAGAUAAUAUUGCUGUUUUUUAAAUUUUAAUUUUGACAAAUUGUUCUUUAGACUGAAGGGGUUUCAGAUGAUCCACGAUCACAUUCGCUACUCCUCUCCCUACCUGUAGCCUACGUAAAGUUACCUGGGCACUCUUGUCCCCCACCCCCAAGGCUUACCACAGGGCAGCUCAUUCUUCUUCCCAGGCACAUGGAGAGCAUCCCGUGUCUGCUCUUGAAGUAAAAUCUCUACGUGCACAUCCACAUCCACGCUGCCCCAACUAACUCCAAGACAGAGAAUACACACAACCGCUGCCAUUCCCCAGGGAGCAAACGAUGUUGUCAGUGCCUAGGUGGGCAAAGCACUGUCACCACUAACAGUAUUCGCAUGUGUGGUGCAAGUAGCACAUAGUCUAGUGAAAUUCAUUAGAGGUCAAUGUUAACUAAUACUAUUUUGUCUGGAGUCCUUUUCUUUGGCCCAGGCUGUGAAGAAUACACUGUGACUUAACCAGCCUUACCAUGCAGUAAAUAAAGCUCUAGGAUGACUGUAUCCAAGGAGUAACCAUGUGUUGCAUGCAGCUGACCUUAGGAAGACUUCACCAAUAUUGCUAAUAAACCUGAAGUCCUGAUGA